Hypoxylon fragiforme is the source of this 1815-nucleotide messenger RNA. RefSeq names its product cell wall assembly and cell proliferation coordinating protein. NCBI's taxonomy places the organism in Eukaryota, Fungi, Ascomycota, Sordariomycetes, Xylariales, Hypoxylaceae. Gene Ontology annotation, cellular component: mating projection tip. The record is from RefSeq and is a predicted model, not a curated record. Bases 122 to 1657 code for a protein of 511 amino acids. Gene Ontology annotation, biological process: regulation of fungal-type cell wall biogenesis; cell wall biogenesis. The transcript is spliced from 2 exons.
CAGAAAUAGUCUGCCCAUCAUGUAAGUCCUCCUCUAGCAAAACAUUGGCGCUACAUCAUAGGGUUGCUAACAUGCUGAAUCUGUAAGGUUCGGGGGUACUUUUCGCUCAUUCUGGCAUACUAUGACCAGUUAUGAUCGCCACUCCUCGUACGAUUCCCCUCAUCGAACAGGUGGCCACGUACCUUUAAAUAGACGAAACACCCUCACAUCCGUCGCCACGGCCUCGGAAUCUCGAGCAGAUAUCUCAUCGCCUUAUAUCGAUGAACUCGGUCGGUUAUCUGCCGGCGUGGACGGUACUACUUAUACUGGCGCCGGCAUAUCACCCAUGUCCCCCGGUUCCAACGGCCCAUACUCCCCCGGGUUACGAUCCUUAAGCGCUCAACAUCAAGGCUCCAGAGAUGAUGGAUUCGAAACCGUCAGUAGUCCCGGAGAGAUUCCGAUGCAGUCGUUUGCGGAUGGUGCCCCACCCGCGCCUCCCGUCGAGCAUUCUUGGAGGCGCAUCGAUCGUUGGGCUGAAGAGAACUAUCCAGAGUUGUAUGAUCAGUUAUGCGAAGGAUGCACAAACAAUGAUUUGAACGAAUUAGAACACCAAUUAGAUUGUACACUGCCUCCGGAUGUUAGAGACUCCCUGGCAAUCCAUGAUGGACAGGAACGUGGUGGUAACCCUACCGGUAUCAUUUUCAGCUGUAUGCUCCUAGAUUGUGAGGAGAUGGUUCAGGAGUGGGACCAGUGGCGGAAAGUGAAUCAGCAGUAUCUACUGGAAACGAGCACCCCGAAACCUGCUGUGCCUUCCAAGGCAUUUGGCGGCAGCAGCCAGGCAUCAUCCUCCAAGUCUGCUCCUGGUUCUCCCAGUUCCCAGAAAGAAUCGUGGAGACAUGAACUUCAGGCUCGCCAGGAUUCUGUGCCCCAAGGGGCUGUUCAGCGAGCCUAUGCUCACCCAGCCUGGAUUCCUCUUGUACGAGACUGGGGUGGCAACAACUUGGCGGUGGAUCUUGCUCCCGGACCCGCCGGUACAUGGGGUCAGAUCAUCCUGUUCGGUCGGGAUUACGAUACCAAAUACGUUGUCGCAAGGUCUUGGGGAGCCUUCCUCGCUAUCGUCGCUGAUGAUUUAAACAGCGGUAAAUGGUUUGUGGACGAGGACACCAAUGAUCUGAAGCUACGCGAGUUUAAGACGACCCGCGUUGAGCCGCCCUACUUCGAUAUUUUGAGGUGGAGGAUGGACCAGAAACAUGGGCGCAGCGCAAAAGUGAUCGCAAAGCGAAGGUCGGCAGUUAUCGGCAGUACCACUUCUCCUGGAGGAUCACCUUAUACUAGCCCUGCUGACGGGGAGCCUCGCGGCCGCACGUUGCAACGGCUGAGCAGCCCUUCACCCCUGGGAAGCCCUAACCGACCCGGCUUUGGGAAGCCCAGCCCUCUCGCACGAGUCACUGAGGAAGCAUCUCUCGCCGCAGAGUCCAAGCUCGGCGUUGACUUAAUCAAGUCACCAAAGCUUGUGGAAGUUGAAACCCCUCGACCAAGCAAUGAGGUGGUAACCACUCCCAAACUUCCGCCGGCUACGGAGGAGAAAGAGAAGGAGCCAGCACCAGCAAAGGCGACAACAGAAAAUGGUAUCAGCCAGCAAGAGCUGGAAGAAGGAAUGAAGACCAUUGAAAUCUGAUAUGAAGGUUCAACGACCGGCGACGACAGGCAUUGUACGACGACUACUUAAUAGACAGCAAGAGGAUGGCGGUCAAGGAUCAGGCCUAUUGCGAAUCGACAUUACAACUACUCAGCAAAGUUGUCUUGUUCCUUGCUUUCCUGGGGGCACAGUCGCUU